AUGAUGGAGUCCUUCUUCCCUGGCAACCACUGGCUCUACUUCUCCGUGAACCUAUUCGCCUUCCUGGUGGGGCUGCCCCUCAACCUGAUGGCCAUGGUAAUCUUCGUGGGUAAACUCCGGCGCCGCCCAGUGGCCGUGGAUGUGCUCCUGCUCAACCUGACCCUCUCAGACCUGCUGCUGCUGCUCUUCCUGCCCUUCCGCAUGGUGGAGGCGGCCAGUGGGAUGCGCUGGCCCCUGCCCUUCAUCUUCUGCCCCCUCUCUGGCUUCCUCUUCUUCACCACCAUCUAUCUCACCUCCCUCUUCCUGGCGGCUGUGAGUGUCGAGCGCCUCCUGAGCGUGGCCCACCCUCUGUGGUACAAGACCCGGCCGAGGCUGGCUCAAGCGGGGCUGGUCAGUGGCAUCUGCUGGUUCCUGGCGAGUGCUCACUGUAGUGUGGUCUACGUCACGGAAUUCUGGGGGAACUCUACGCAGAGCCAGGGCACCAACGGGACCUGCUACCUGGAAUUCAGAGAGGACCAGCUGGCUGUUCUCCUUCCUGUCCGCUUGGAGAUGGCUGUGGUCCUUUUUGGGGUGCCUCUGCUCAUCACCAGCUACUGCUAUAGCCGCCUGGUAUGGAUCCUGAGUCACAGCUCUAGCAGGCGCCGGCGCCGGAGGGUGGUGGGACUUGUGGUGGCCUCUCUGCUCAACUUCCUUGUCUGCUUUGGGCCCUACAACAUGUCACACUUGGUCGGCUACAUUCAGGGCAAGAGCCCAACAUGGAGGGGCUAUGUGCUGCUCCUCAGCACCCUGAACUCCUGCGUCGACCCCCUUGUCUACUACUUCUCAUCGUCCAGGUUCCAAGUGGACUUCCACGAGCUGCUAGGGAAGCUGACUGGAGGCUGGGGCCCUGGCAGUCAGGAGGUUAGUGUGGAGCUGAAGGUCAAGGACGGAGGAGAGUGGCAGUCGCAGGACUGUCCGACCUAG
Octodon degus (degu) is the source of this 963-nucleotide messenger RNA. It is a transcript of the gene Ffar3, whose product is annotated as free fatty acid receptor 3. The transcript has a single exon. Lineage: Eukaryota; Metazoa; Chordata; Mammalia; Rodentia; Octodontidae. Gene Ontology annotation, molecular function: G protein-coupled receptor activity. The record is from RefSeq and is a predicted model, not a curated record. Gene Ontology annotation, biological process: cellular response to fatty acid; G protein-coupled receptor signaling pathway. Gene Ontology annotation, cellular component: plasma membrane. The coding region runs from base 1 to 963 and encodes 320 amino acids.